AUGAGGGAAAAAAGAACAAUUUCAAAUAAAGACACAAACUAUCUCAAAUUCCCAAAUAAACUCCAAAGAUAUUCCCGAUUCUUGAGCAGGAAGAUAUCCAAUACCAGCCCAGAAAAGCAACCGAAGAAGAACAUAAAAGAACACUGUUUAUCGAGUUAUCAUAAAGAACACUCGGUAAAACCAAAGCAAAACUCCGGUAAUGUUGCAGCAAAAGAAGACAAAGAUACGCAGCAUUUACAAAAUAAUGUCGCUAAUGAAGAAGCAACGGAAUGUCUAACAAGAAGUAAUUUGAAAAAGUUACAAGAGAAAAUUUUCGAUAGAGAACUUAAUGAUAUUGCCUGUGAUCAUUGUCUUUGUAGCACAGAAAAUAGAAGAGAUAUCAAGUAUUCACGACUUUGGUUCCUUUUUGAGUUGGAAAUGAGUGAAAACUGGAAUGAAAAUCUCCGCCUUAGUUGCUAUAAUAAAUAUGUGUAUUCCGCAAUUGAUGAGUCGUGGAAAAUGGAGAAUAUUCUACUUAAAGAACAAGAGAAGCAUUAUGAAUAUUUUCCAAUAGGACAAUUACUGAUACCCAAUAAUAUUGACUACACUAAUAAACAGAAAAGGAAGGAAAACAUUGAAGACUUAACAAUUGAAAUUGAUAGUAUUAUAGAGACAAACCAUCAAAAGAAAAGAUUUUUGCCGCAAAGUGUCCUGAUAAAAAGGGAGGAUGAAAUUGCAUUUGACGACUUUCAUUUGGAUGCACGAAAGGUUCUAAACGAUUUGAGCGCCACUUCUGAAAAUCCAUUCAGCUCUUCACCAAAUACAAAAAAAAUUAAAUCAAAGGGAAAAACCUUGGAAGUGGUUCCCAAAAAGAAAAACAAAAAGAUCAUAGGUGCUUUGGAAAGAAAGCUACAUAUAGAUGAAAAUUAA
Molecule: messenger RNA, 909 nt
Organism: Saccharomyces cerevisiae S288C
Lineage: Eukaryota; Fungi; Ascomycota; Saccharomycetes; Saccharomycetales; Saccharomycetaceae
Gene: MAM1
Product: Mam1p
Exons: 1
Coding region: 1-909 (302 amino acids)
Cellular component (GO): nucleus
Source: RefSeq, marked reviewed